AUGCACGGUUUGAUGAUGAACUAUCCAUUGACGCUUGCGCAGAUUUUGGAACAUGCGCAUCGUAUACACGGCAGUAAGCGAGUUACCACACUCCUGCCCGAUCAGACGUUCCAUAGUUAUAACUAUACUGCAUUGUACGAGCGCGUGCAGCGGUUGGCGAACGCUAUCACGCAAUUGGGUGUUAUACAGCCGGGUGACAGAGUUGGGACGUACGCUUCCAAUACCUAUCAGCAUCUGGAACUCUACUAUGCGAUUCCAUGCAUCGGUGCUGUGCUACAUCCGCUCAAUGUUCGUCUCACUGCUGUUCAAUUGGCGCGAAUCGUGCGCGAGGCAGAGGAUAAAGUCAUUUUUGUGGAUGGCGCAUUUGUCGGGCAGUUUGAGGAACUACGAGAAAAGAUUGAAUGUAAACAAAUUGUCCACUUUAAUCCGAAUUCCACGCAUACCGGUGUUGCUUAUGAGCAGUUGCUCUCUGAAGCCGAGCCAGCCUAUUCAUGGAAUAUCCAUGACGAAAACUGGGCAAUGGGACUUUGUUACACCAGCGGGACGCAAGGGGAGCCUCGAGGUGUUCUCUACACCCAUCGCUCCAUGUUUCUUCACACGCUUGCUGUGAAUCAAGCCGAUGUCUUCGGAUUAACAGAGGCAGAUGUCGUGAUGCCCCUCGUCCCGAUGUUCCAUGCGAUGGCAUGGGGACUCCCCUACGCGUCCAUGUUCGCUGGCGCAGAUAUAGUGCUCCCCAGUGUUAAGCCCGUGUGCCUCGCAGACCUCAUCGCCGAGACAGGUGUCACCGUUGCCGCAGGGGUCCCGACGGUCUGGGCAAAGGUUUAUCCGGAAUUAUCGAAAAGGAAGCAGGACAUCUCCACGUUGCGACGAUUGAUAGUCGGCGGUGAGGCGAUGCCACCUACACUCAUUGAAGCUUACGAGAAGAAUCUCGGUGUUGAGAUUUGCCACGCUUGGGGGAUGACGGAGAUGUCACCAACCGGUACGUUCUCGAAACUGCGCGGGACACAUCAAAAUUUGUCGGAUGCUGAAAAGUGGCGAGUUAAAGCGAAGCAAGGAAGGCCGAUACCGGGGGUUGAACUCCGCCUCGCAGCUGAAACAUCUAACGGCUUCACGAAACUUCCUUGGAAUGGCGAAGCAGUCGGGGAACUGCAGGUGCGGAGCCCAUGGACAGCAAGUCGUUACUACAACAUUGAGCCUACUACGGAACAUUUCACUACCGACGGGUGGUUACGCACGGGAGAUAUUGCCACUAUUGACGUGGACGGUUACAUGCAGAUUGUGGACCGCGCGAAAGCACUCAUCCGAAGCGGCGGAGAGUCUAUUUCAAGUGUUGCCUUAGAGACUUCACUCCUAAAACACCCGUCCGUUCUUGAGGCGGCAGUUAUCGGUGUGCCCGAUGAAAAGUGGGGUGAACGUCCACUCGCUGUCGUUGCACUUUCACAACGGAUAGAUGAGGACAUUUCAGACGACCUUAAACAACACCUCUCUGUUGAGUUCCCUAAGUUUUGGAUCCCUGACCGGUUUGUCGUUGUUGAUGAAAUCCCGAAAACGAGCGUCGGAAAAUCCGAUAAACGCGCGAUUUUAGGAAUGUUUAUAUCCACUGGUAACUCGGAUUUACCAUGA
Molecule: messenger RNA, 1623 nt
Organism: Geodia barretti
Lineage: Eukaryota; Metazoa; Porifera; Demospongiae; Tetractinellida; Geodiidae
Source: the annotation of a GenBank genome assembly